Phaeoacremonium minimum UCRPA7 is the source of this 1407-nucleotide messenger RNA. RefSeq lists its product as hypothetical. Bases 1 to 1407 code for a protein of 468 amino acids. The record is from RefSeq and is a predicted model, not a curated record. Lineage: Eukaryota; Fungi; Ascomycota; Sordariomycetes; Togniniales; Togniniaceae. The transcript has 2 exons.
AUGUCAUCCAGCGGCAACAACGAUGAAAAUGUUGACGCAGUUCUGGGUCGCAUGAUAUUAGAGUCGUGGAUGGGCCAUGAACUGAGCAACACUUUCCGAACUUCACUUCGAGAUCGAGGCAAUAUCCCCACUCCACUCGAGGACGACGUGAACCUCUUCCCGGGCAGCGCAUGCGGUGACAAGCUGUGGAUUGUUGACCGAAUCCUCGAGCCACAGACAUUGCCUCACUUCUUUGAAGCGAUAUCCCCGUACAACACCAUCACCGGCGUCCCAAUGGAGCGCCUGAUGGCCCGAAUUGCCUCUUUUCAGUUUACCUCAAACCUGCUGAAAAUUUCUAAGGACCUUCAUUCGAUUAAAGCCAGAAUUUGGGAGGGGGUCAUGCCUCUUUCCAGCAGACAAUGGGUGGACAAGGGCCUGGACAAACCAGAGAAUUACCGCGAGGCUUGUCAGCACAUUGGCUGGGUCAUCAAGGUCUUCCAGUAUCUGAAUCAUCCUAUUGUGGCUAAAGGGAUGCGUGACACCUUCAAUAGUAUUCACAAUGAGCUCAAGAAUCUCGAGGAUGCCAUCAAUGCGCACCGCCGCCAGAAUGGAGGCGAACCGAAUGUGCAGGUCCGAGCUGUGUGGACUGCGUAUAUCAGAGCACACUUCGACUACAUUACGAACAGAGCCCAUACGUGGGUGAUGGACCGUAUUGACCGCUUGCGGAUUCCAAUCACAGAAGACAUGCGUAACUAUGCUAGUCCCACCCCCAACACAAUCGAUCAGAAGAGGUGGGAGCUGUCGAGUAAGAUACACGACCUGACCGAGAACUCGGCACUGGCGGACAUCAACAUCAUGCUCUCCAUGCAGGACUACAACGGUGUCACACCCUUUGACGACUCUGACUUUCUCUACGGCAAUCCGGUCCCGAGCAUGCCUCUGUCAGGUGCCCAUCCGGACCCCCAGAAAAGAGCUGAGCUAUACCACCUCCGCCUCCGCUACCUAACUCGGCUUAUGCAGCAGAGAGGAGAUCCCAGCACCGAGGCUUUCGAAAGACUGCUUCCUACCCUCAAUCCCUAUGACGAGGCAGACAGCAUCCGCACAACCGAAGCGCAACUACGAGCACAGGCACAAACCCGCACGGAAAUGCGUGGUGAGCGAGUGAAAAUUCCCAACUUCUGGAUCACAGAGUUGCAGCGGCGUCUGGGACAUGAUAACAUGGCAUGGUCUUUUGUAGGGUACCGGACAUCGAAGCAACACAACGAUGAGGAGUGGAAUGAGUUCAAGCAUAAAUUCGACAAGGAUCAAAAGAAUUGGGGAAUAGAGCUGGGCGAUAUCGAGGACAUCCGUGAGAUUUCCAAGGUACACUGGUUGGACCCAAAGGAGCUUGGCAUCAAUAGUGAAGAUCCAGAUGCCCUAAAGGAGUGA